AUGUCGCCGAAACAAGCAAGAGUGAAGCAUCCUACUAACAGGAAAUUUUCUAGUGUGGAUAAUCCCGGAAUUGUUGAAGCAAUUCGAAAUAAAACGAAGAAAAAGGUCGAGGAAGUUGAACCAUCUUUGAUCGCACAUGAGGAUGAAAUGGGUCGAAUCAUGCCAAACAAGGGAAAGCAACAAAUUCAAGUCGAAAAGAAAUAUAAGAAGAAAAAUGACUUUGAGGAUGAAGGUGAUGGACAAGAAAGUGAGGAUGAAGGUGAUGGAGAGGUAGGAGAAGUUCGAAAACAAGUCCUAGGAGGACAUGCUCAAGAACAAGUCCAAGGAGGAGAAGUUCAACAACAAGUCCAAGGAGGAGACGUUCAAGAACAAGGUAAGACAGAUGGCAAGAAAGAUAGUCCAAAGAAGAAGAAAGGGGAUCACAUGCCCGACCUGGAGAAGAUGUUUCCUCGCGGCUUUAAUGAUCAUGUUUUAGGGUUACCCGGUGAUGGAGGACAGGAUGUCGUUCAUCGUAUGAAGCCAGGAAUGUCAGGGACUAUGAUGAAGAGCUGGCCACUGCAAGCAAUAGAAUCAAACAUCGGAGAAGUUGAGGAAGUAAUCGAUCUAAUCCAAUCUACGGGGUUGUUGCCUGCGGUCGAUAAUUCAGAUCUUCGUUACUACAAACCUCUUUGUUCCGCCUUUGCCAAGAGAUAUUACGGGGAAACAGAUACUUUUCAUCUUUCGUUUGGUGAAAUGACGAUGACUCCAAAUGAUGCAAAGUUCAUUACCGGGCUAAGCAUAGAUGGUAAAUCCGUGAAGCACAAAGGGUACGCGCAAGAGCUUGAGUGGGACAAGAUUUACGCGUUCACCAAGGAAUUGUUCCAAUGGGAUGAGGAGAUGACCAAGUCACAAAUGCUAGUAGGAAAAUAUAAGCGGAGGAUAUUCCAUCUCUCGAAGUUGAGGGCACUCUUCAGUGGAACAAAGAAACUUCAUGCUGAGGGAAAACAGGUGACCAAGGAACGUAUCUUCGCCACGUCCAAUGCGUAUGUCCUCUACGUCCUGGGAUCUGUUAUCUUUCCCGACGUUUCCGGUGCCCGUGUGAACGCCAACUUUAUUCAGUUCUUGCAACCAUUUGAUAAGAUUCACGAAUACUCUUGGGGCACCGCCAUCCUUGCACACUCGUUGAACGAGUUGAGAAAGGAUUUCUAG
Molecule: messenger RNA, 1188 nt
Organism: Papaver somniferum (opium poppy)
Lineage: Eukaryota; Viridiplantae; Streptophyta; Magnoliopsida; Ranunculales; Papaveraceae
Exons: 3
Coding region: 1-1188 (395 amino acids)
Source: RefSeq, a predicted model, not a curated record